Messenger RNA from Lactuca virosa, 1239 nucleotides. The record is from the annotation of a GenBank genome assembly. NCBI's taxonomy places the organism in Eukaryota, Viridiplantae, Streptophyta, Magnoliopsida, Asterales, Asteraceae.
AAAAGAAAACCCUACUUAUUAAAGAUCAAGAAGAGAUUACAAGAAAUCUUAAAGAUUUGCAAAAUGGAUUUACCAAAUACAAAACAUAAUCACAUAAUCUUCUCUUUACAGCAAAGUGAGGAUUUGGUGAUUGAUGACCAUCCUUAUCUGAUUUCCUUCAACCAAGAAGAUCAUACACAUGAUGAACAUCUUUCCAUGGUGGAUGGUAUGUGUAAAACUAGCAUCAAUCUUCCUUCAAGCAGCACCAGGAAAAGGUCUGGAUGCCGAGCAUCCAAUAAGCCUACUUUAGCUGCUACUUGUGGGGGAGGAGAUGGUGAAGAUGACCAAACACAGAAGAAAAUGGUUCACAGAGAGAUCGAAAGGCAGCGGAGGCAAGAAAUGAGCCAGCUUUAUGCUUCACUUAGAGGUUUACUCCCUAUUGAAUUCGUAAAGGGAAACCGUUCGGUGUCAGAUCAUAUGAACCAAGCAGUGCAUUACAUCAAACAAAAGGAGGAAAACAUUAAGGAAAUCAGUACGAAGAGAGAUCGGCUCAAGAAACCUUUUGACAAGAUUGAAAUCUCGAUGAAUCAGUUAUCCAAUACAGUCUCAGUCAAGUUCUGCAAUGGGGGAGUCGAGAUUUUGAUCAACAGCUGCUCAAUAGAAGAAGGGUUUGCCCUUUCACAAGUACUAGAUGCACUUAUGGAAGAAGGCCUUAACGUAGUAAGCUGUAGCUCAACCAAAGUAAACAAUCGGCUGCUUCACUCUAUCCGAUCUGAGGUAAGUGAGAAGGCAUUCAUUGAUCCAUCAAUGUUGCAACAAAGACUAGUCUUGGUAGCCAAUACUCAGUCAAAUUUCAUUUAAGAUCGUUCUACUCAUAAUUUGAAAACUAUGGUAUUUUUUUUUCCAGCUCGUAGGAGAUGUCACAAAACACAUUUAUUUGACCCUUCGCAUGAUUUAGUUUGUUGUGCAUAACAUCAAAAGCUUAGUUUACAUGAAGUUUGUGCCGAUAAUGUAAUCUUGUGUUUUCCUGAAAUUCAUUUGUAAAUGUCUCUUCUUAAUUACGUUCAUCAGUAGAUGUCAUGGGUUGCAUUAGUUGUUCUUGUUAUGGAAGAACAUCAAAUUCCACCCUCACUUUCAUGGAUUGUUCUUACAUGCAAGUGAUAUGAUAACGAUUUAUAAGAUUAUGAUGUAAGAAAUUAAGAUUAGUUGUCAUCACAAACACUGGGCUAAAUUUCGAGAAAGAUUGUAAUUACAAUUUGA